AUGGCGUCUCCCUUCACUAAAUCCGAUCUUCUGGAACUAGGGCGGAAACUCAUCGCGGACGGGCCAGUCAAGACGCUCAGAACACCAAAGCGCAUCCGAAUCCUCUUCAACGGGACCUACGUUGCCGAUACUACCUCAGCACUCUAUGUUUGGGAACAUCCCUUCUACCCCUACUACUAUGUGCCACUGUCGUCCUUCGUCCGGGGCGUGUUGCAUGACAAUCGGGACGAGGGACCCCUGAGCAUCAUGGGGUUGCACGUCGGGGGCAGGUCGACGGACCGCGUGCUGGCGUUCAGCGACCAGGGCGGCGGCCACGUCCCGGAGGAGCUGAGGGGCAUGGUCCGCGUCGAGUUCGCGGCCGCCGACGCCUGGUUCGAGGAGGACGAGCGCAUCUACGUGCACCCCAAGGACCCGUUCCGGCGCGUCGACAUCGUGCACUCGGCGCGGCCCGUCCGGGUCCUCGUCGACGGCGUCCAGGUCGCGCGCUCGUCGUCCUCGCUGCACCUCUACGAGACCGGGCUGCCGGUGCGGUACUACCUGCCGCCGACGUCUGUCGACCGGUCCGUGCUGAGGGACAGCCAGACGACGACACAAUGUCCUUACAAGGGAGUUGCGGAGUAUUACGAUAUCGUAUUGGGGAAGGACGGGGCUAGAGGGGAGGAGAAGGCACACAAAGACUUGGUAUGGUAUUAUCGAAACCCGACGCAUGAGAGUGCUCAGGUCGCCGGCGCACUGUGCUUCUACAAUGAGAAGGUCGACAUCGAGCUGGACGGCCACAUGCUAGAGAGGCCAAAGACCCAUUUUGCGUGA
This is a messenger RNA of Neoarthrinium moseri, 810 nucleotides long. RefSeq lists its product as uncharacterized. The record is from RefSeq and is a predicted model, not a curated record. The transcript has a single exon. Bases 1 to 810 code for a protein of 269 amino acids. Lineage: Eukaryota; Fungi; Ascomycota; Sordariomycetes; Amphisphaeriales; Apiosporaceae.